UUAACCAAUCCCAAAAAAUUCUCUCUGUAUUCCCAAGUUUCCAACCAAGUAAAACCCUUUUCUUAAAUCGCCAAGAAAAACCACCCGCCAAACCUAAAUCCCCAAUUUCGACUCCCAAAAACAUCGAUUGCCGAGAAAUCUGUAUUCAAUCAACAAUCAAUUUGUGGUCUAAGCAGCAAUCUAAUCGUCGAUUGAUUGAAUUUGAAGUAAAUCCAUGUUGCUUGGACGAACCAAAUCAAGGGUUCGGUUCCACGACGCGCCGCCCAAAUUCGCCUGCUCCUCCUUCAAGGACAUCCACAUUCUCCUCUCCGACGACGACGGCGGCGGCGACACGCUCGCUUCCCCUAGAAGGCUCUCCAUCUGCCACCGCACCCGCAGCAGCGUCAAGUCCCUCAUCCGCAGCCUCUCUCACCUCCCAUCAUUCCUCGAGAACGCCGCCGCGGCUGCGGUCGCGGCGGAGGAGCAGAAGGAGGAAGAGCUCCGCCCCGAAAUCCGAAUCCCCGGAGCGGAGGCGACGAUAGUGAUCUACUUCACGAGUUUGCGUGUGGUUCGGUCCACAUUCGAGGACUGCAAGGCCGUCCGAACGAUCCUGCGCGCAUUCCGCGUCCCGAUCGACGAGCGCGAUCUGUCGAUGGACGGCCGCUUCACGGAGGAGCUUCUGGAAAUCUUAGGCCUCACGGAGAAGUCGAAGCUGAUGCUGCCGAGGGUCUUCAUCGGCGGCAGAUACAUCGGCGGGGCCGAGGAGGUUCGUUGCCUCCACGAGACCGGCGAGCUGAAGAAGUACAUGGAGAGGCUGCCGCGCGCCGCUCUCGGCACGUGCGACACUUGCGGCGGAUACGGAUUCAUCCUCUGCAUAGACUGCGACGGCAGCCGGAAAUGCUACAACGAGAAAGCCGGCUUCAGGUGUUGUACGUUGUGCAAUGAGAAUGGCCUCAUUAGGUGCCCUUCUUGUUCCUCUGCGCCCCUCUGAACUGCUUUUUGCUGAUAUGUUUGUUUGGAUUUUUAGUCUUAGUUUUUUAUAUAUAAAUCCUUGAUCAAUAUGUGAACCAUUAAGCACUCGAGCUUUAGCUUUAAUAGGUUAGUGCUUUUAUGUGAGCUAGGGCUUGAGUGACUUUUGCUGUAGCUGAUUUUGGGUUGAUUUUAGUGUAGUUUUCUUUGACAAAAGGAGGAAAGAGUAUUUUAUUGCUUCCUUUGACACCAUCCUGUUCCAAUUGUGGAUGAAUGUUGCAAAAAUGUUGUUUUUUUGUGAUCAAUAACUAAACCAUUAGAUAGUUUGUGCCCGUGUUUUUGUGUUUGCGUUUUCAUUUGUUAUGACGGUAUACUUUGUCGAUCCACUUGGUUUGUUACUAUUGUUAGUGUGCAAUCUUGUUUACAAAGGAAUGUGAUCCAUGGUGGUUGUGGUUGAUAAGAAAAAGCUUGUGGGAUUUCUUUAUGUAAUUAGAUAUUUUUCAUGGACUACUUUAAACAAGUAAUACCUUGCUGUGCUUGAAGCCGUAGAUCUACUGAGGAAAGAAAAAGUCCUUGGCAGUUUGUUUGCAGCACCUUCUUAUGUGCCAGAGUUGGAAAGUAUAGGAAGGAUAAUUAUCAGUUUACAAAGCAGUUAACUCUUACAAAUGCAGUGUGCGUUACUCCAUAUCAGAACAGGGUGUGUUAGUGUUGCAACUGGAUGUUUCAAGCAGUGUUUUUGCAUUGCUCAAUAGGCAGUUCCUCCCUAGUAUAAUUUGGUUGGAUUUGCUUUACCUUCUAUUGAUACAUUUGUUUACUCUCUUUA
This is a messenger RNA of Salvia hispanica, 1771 nucleotides long. RefSeq lists its product as uncharacterized. NCBI's taxonomy places the organism in Eukaryota, Viridiplantae, Streptophyta, Magnoliopsida, Lamiales, Lamiaceae. The record is from RefSeq and is a predicted model, not a curated record.